Messenger RNA from Zymoseptoria tritici IPO323, 1776 nucleotides. RefSeq lists its product as uncharacterized. The transcript has a single exon. NCBI's taxonomy places the organism in Eukaryota, Fungi, Ascomycota, Dothideomycetes, Mycosphaerellales, Mycosphaerellaceae. The record is from RefSeq and is a predicted model, not a curated record. The coding region runs from base 1 to 1776 and encodes 591 amino acids.
AUGAGCCAGGCCACGGGUGAUGGAGAUACUCGUGCUCGCGCUCCACUAUGCCAUCCCGCUCCCCCGUCAAACGCAGCAUUCUAUCCGCCACCGACGACAAACAGUCACGAGCAGUGGCUUAUUAUCGAAUCUCUGGGUAUCGACGCCGAUCUGGAGCUCAAACGUGUAGGGAACAAACAAGGCGAGUUCAGCAUCGGCGAAACACCAGAAGGAGAACAUUGGCAUGUGCUUGGAGAUCCAUGGAACGAUCAGGAUGAAGUCCACGACUGUCCGCCUGGCCUACGAUCCCGGUAUCUUCCCGAACGCGAUGAGACCAUCACGGCGUGGUGCGCUUCUGCACCGCUCGAAACUCGAACACUCGGGUACUUUGUGGUGCAUCGUAUUCCCGGCGGAUGGCGCCGUGAGGAUGAGGUUUCGAGCCCGGAUAUCUGUCGAGUCGCAUACAUGAAUCCAGGUUGGCGCGAUAAGCCACGUACCGAAGCUGUACACUCCUUGACCCAACUCGGACUCACGCAUCAGGACGCUCGCGCGAUCUUUUCCCUGCACAAGCAACGCAAGACACUGACAUGGUGGGUAGAGCUCGAUCACAUCCGUCCGCUGCUGGAGGCCGUCUGUCGGUCUCCCUCGUCCUUCCGCUGCCUGGAUCUUUUCCGGCAAUUGUGCGCACCCAGAAUCAAGGACCUGGGGCUCAUGUUCGGCGAUCGGCACUUCCGUCUUCACUGGGAUUCGAGGCUUUAUGGCUUGGACAGGUCCACCAAAGACAACCAACAUAUUAUUCGCAUUCACAGCUUAGACGGCAGAACUUUCAAUGCGGUUGAUCUCGGAUGCCUGGUUGAGGGUGCGAAGGAGGUUGACAACAAGGUUGAUGACAAUGACGAUGACGAUGAUGCCGAUUUCGAUGAUGAAGCUGAAGAUGAGGGUGGAAAAAAGUCACGAGUGCUGUUGGAACUUUCACUCGGACCGCUCAAGUUCUACAGAUGUACAAUCACCAAUCUCGAGCGUUCGGACGGCUCGACUACAUUCGUCGAGGGCAGGCUCGCGGAGCUCGGUGACGUCUUGGCUCUACGGACCAUCGUGCCGAAAGAUAUUGGCGAGGUCUGUAUCACCAGCAUCCGUUGCCAUCGAUUUUUCACCCCAUCGACCACCGUCCGAGAUCCAGUACCAGACGAAUCACCUCCCGAACUCCAGGAGAGCUGUCCGCCCUGGGGAGCGCCAGAUCUGCUCAAGCCAUCAUUUUUCGAACAAUCCCUCCGAACGCAACAGCCUGCUUCGAAUGUGCGCAUGGCGAACAUAGCAUCCCAAUCGAUCACGCAACGUGCGGCGCCUGUACCACCAGCCAAUCCAACGGCGCUGACGGCUCAGCGCCCUCGCCUGAUCUCUCUUCACCAUAUGGCUGGGCGUGGCGAAAACAUGGGGUUUCACACGGCGUCUUUCCGUGCAUCGACCACGAAAUAUCCGGCGUGGGUACCACCAGCCACCCCAACGGCAUCGACGGCUCGGCACCCUCGCCUCAUAUCUCUUCACCACAGCGCCGGCCGAGAAGUUCGUGCAUCAACUAUGCACCAUCUGGCGUUUUUACCAUUAAGCAGCAACCCGACGGCUUGUCACCCUUCUCACCGCCUCGUCUACGAUCGCUACAGCCGCAACACACCUCCGCCGUAUCCAAAGAUACCUUGGUGCUUACACCAACACCUUGCCUACCUUCGCAACAGCUAUAACACGCCUGCUUUGGCUAGUCGCUUAUGGGCUCGAAUACUUGUCAAGCUGGUGAAGUGA